Geosmithia morbida is the source of this 666-nucleotide messenger RNA. RefSeq lists its product as uncharacterized. The record is from RefSeq and is a predicted model, not a curated record. The transcript is spliced from 2 exons. Lineage: Eukaryota; Fungi; Ascomycota; Sordariomycetes; Hypocreales; Bionectriaceae. The coding region runs from base 1 to 666 and encodes 221 amino acids.
AUGUCCCGCGUCACCGCAGCCCCAGCCAAGCAGCUCUCCCGCUCCCUCAACGCAACCUCUCGCUCAGGUGUCCUCCUCGACCACAAUGCCGGUGCCGUCCUGAUGCCCAAAUAUGCCGAGCUCCUGCGUGGGAAUGAGCAUCACGAUUCCCGCCACCUCACAACCACCCACCGUCCCACCCCUCAGCCAUCCAUCUCCAACCGCAUCAGGCCGCUCAUGCAGACCUUCCACUCCACGACGGCCGCCUCGUCGGCGCCCUCGCCAAACCUCGACGCCGUCGUCCUCAGGACCCCCCCGUCGAGACCCUCGCCCGACGACGUUCCCGCCAUGAUCCCCAUCCUCCCGGACAACUACUCCUCCUCCAGGGCCGUCAACCCUUCCCCGGAAUUGAGCACCCGCUCGGCGAACCUCGGCACCACCAUCGUCGCCGCCGACCCAGCAAAGGUCAUGCCCUCCACCCCUCUGUCCGACGUCCACCCCGCCGGUCUGGACCAUGUCGAGCUCAAGUUUGCCCGCGCCGGCGGCGACGGCGCCCGCGCAGGCACGGCUGCUACCGCCUCCCCCAGCGCUCCCGAGGCGGAGAGUACUAUGCUCAGGGAUCUGUGGAAGGGGAUAGUCGAUGAUAUCUUUGGUGAGACCCCUGCCAAGGCUAAGGGUGCCAAAUAG